CCAGCACCCAGGAAACGCGCAGCCGAAGACGACGGCGCGGGCCCCACCACCCGGAGCGCAAAGGCGCCAAAGACAGACAAGACAGACACCUCGCCCAAAGCUGCCCGCGGCGGGCGCGGCGGCAAGAAGGGUCUCAAGGCGAACCUGGCGGCGAGUGCGUUCAAGGCGCGCGCGCUGCCCAUCCACGUCAACAUCACCCACACGCCGCCCGUGCUCGCCGACCGCGACGAGGGCACGGUCACGCUCGCGGCGACCGACCCGGGCUUCAUCGGGACCGCCGCGCUCGUCCCCAGCACGUUCGCGACCGGCUCCUACGGCUGGAAGGGCAGCAAGCGCUUCACCGUCGAGCUCGAGAACCCGGACGGCGGCGAGGAGAAGGAGAAGGUGCACGUCAUGCUCACGAUCAACGCGACUGUCAUCGGGAGCAAGGGCGCGAAGGAGGGCGAGGACGGCGCUGAGGCCGACGAGGCUGCUGCGGAGCAAAAGGAGGCGAAGGAGACGAAUGGCGAGGCGAAGGACGAGGUGGCGAAGGGCGACGACAUGGAGGAGGUCAAAGACGGAGAAUAG
Dichomitus squalens LYAD-421 SS1 is the source of this 567-nucleotide messenger RNA. RefSeq lists its product as uncharacterized. The annotation marks the transcript as partial. The transcript has 4 exons. Lineage: Eukaryota; Fungi; Basidiomycota; Agaricomycetes; Polyporales; Polyporaceae. The record is from RefSeq and is a predicted model, not a curated record.